AUGAUUGCCAAACAAUUUGAAUGGGGGGUGUUCUAUGAAAUAUUUGUUGAUGGGUUCAGUCAUGACUAUAAGGACUUAGAACACGUUCAAUCGAAAAAACAAGGGGGUACUAUAAGUGGGAUAACACGAAGACUCGACUAUUUGAAACAAUUGAAUGUGACGUCAGUGUUAUUUACUACACCACCAACUCUGUCUUUGUCUUCACUCAAAAGUGUGACAUCACAAAUGCACUCGAACAACAUUUCACUCUUCAUGCGACUUACAGAACAACUGGAAGCCAAAAGUGAGGUAUUUAAUUCAGAAGUAGAUGGGUUGUUUAUCACACAUCCACUUAACAACUCGGCACUCUGUCAAUCGGUCUUCUCGCAAUUAAAUAAAUUCAAAAAGCGUCCAAUACUUAUUGCAGAUGAAAAUUUGGGAGAGGCACUGAAGUACAAUUCAAACGUAUUAAAAACAGUAAAGUGGUUCCAUGACUAUAUAGCUGGCUAUUUCACACAAGAAUGUCUCCAAAUGUAUUUGUCGACUAAAUAUGAUGGUGUGGUCGAUUACGCUGGUCAAAGAAUAGCUCACAAAUACUCUAAAGAACGUGGAGUGUUCAGGUUCUUACCAGAGUUCCUAAGUGCAUUCUUUUACAACGCACAUGUGUAUCUCUACCCACAGAAAACUGUUCUGGUCACUCCAACAUUCAGAUCAAAAUUUUCAAAAGACGAGAUGUCACUCACAGCACGGUUUCCUAACCCAAUGCUGAUCCAGAUGGGAGUCGAACUCAACCAAACUGACAAACACAAGAAUACGUUAUAUUGGUCUGCUAUCGAUUAUAACCAAUCCGCCAAAGAAAGGUUCUACUACAGCAUGAAGCUCUUCCAAACAAGAAAAGACACUGCGGCUGGGAUUUCGACAAUAUUUACCAUCAAAAACGACUUCUUAAUUGACUGA
This is a messenger RNA of Entamoeba invadens IP1, 936 nucleotides long. RefSeq lists its product as hypothetical. NCBI's taxonomy places the organism in Eukaryota, Evosea, Mastigamoebida, Endamoebidae. The coding region runs from base 1 to 936 and encodes 311 amino acids. The transcript has a single exon. The record is from RefSeq and is a predicted model, not a curated record.